Molecule: messenger RNA, 321 nt
Organism: Staurois parvus
Lineage: Eukaryota; Metazoa; Chordata; Amphibia; Anura; Ranidae
Source: the annotation of a GenBank genome assembly
AUGUAUGUGAAAUGGUUUGAUACAGUAAUGUAAUGUUUUACUAUGUUAUUUUAGUGAAUUUAGUGAAUGUCACUUUUUGUCAUUUCAAAUUUCCCACCGUUCCAUCCCCCGUACAUCCCGACGCUCGCAGGGGACGGAACCCAGAUGACAGAUGCCGGCAUCCGCCGGAUUACAUUGCCGGGGACACUGCAGGAGGGACAUCACGGGAGCGCAGGACAAGGUAAGUGAUUGAGGGAUCGCGGAGCAGCGCCGCAUGGUAAGCCCAAGUGUAGCUUGGGGUUACCGCUUGUGCUACACUCGGGAAUACCGCCAGGGAGGUUA